This is a messenger RNA of Fragaria vesca subsp. vesca, 954 nucleotides long. RefSeq lists its product as uncharacterized. Lineage: Eukaryota; Viridiplantae; Streptophyta; Magnoliopsida; Rosales; Rosaceae. The transcript has 2 exons. The coding region runs from base 1 to 954 and encodes 317 amino acids. The record is from RefSeq and is a predicted model, not a curated record.
AUGUUUUACCUGUAUAUCGCGGCUUCACAGUCAGCGGUUAGCUCGGCCUUGAUAAGGAAAGAGUCCGAUGUCGAGCACGCUGUAUUUUACGCCGGGAAGGGGUUCACACCGGCCGAGAGCAAGUACCCGGACGUAGAGAAGUUGGCUUUGGCACUUAUUAUAACCGCUAGAAAGCUCAUACACUAUUUCCAAGCACACUCGAUCACCCUUUAUAUUAACCACCCCCUCAGGCAAAUUAUGCAAAAGCCAGAAAUCAGCAGGAGGCUGGUGAAAUGGGCAAUAGAGCUAGGGGAAUUUGAUAUCCAUUACCGGCCAAGAGUGGCAAUCAAGGACAUCAAACAAGCUUUAAUCGGGGGAUUGCAACUCGCCCGGGGCAUCGGAGUGGAAAGAGUGGAAGUAUUUAGUGAUUUACAGUUGGUUGUAAAUCAAGUCAACGGGAGCUUUGAAGCUAAGGAGCCUCAGUUGCACUCUUACCAAGCAUUAUCAAAAGCCUUCAUGCAACGUUUUAAAUCGGCCUCUCUCUCUCACAUCCCUCGGAAAGCAAACCGUCAUGAAGAUGCCCUCGCCCGGCUAGCCACCGGAGGGCCCGGGAAAGGCAGAAAGAAGGCAAAGAUUGAGGUGCUUGGGCAGCCUAGUGUCAGUAAGACAAUCUCUGAGAUAUUCAUGGUCGAGAUGGGACCUGGAGAACCAACGUGGAUGGACCCCAUAAUCGAGUUUAUGAAGGCGGGGGUAUGCCCGGAGGAUAGGUGGCAGGCACGAAAGUUGCAAUCGAGAUGUGCUAGAUACACCCUCAUGAAAGGGAAGUUAUACCGCAGAGGUUACAAUCUCCCGAACCUCAAGUGCGUAACGAAGGAAGGAGAAGUGAUCAUGGGAGAAAUCCAUGAAGGGGUGUGCGGGAAUCAUUUUGGAUCCCGGUCGUUAGCACACAAGGCGUUACGCACAGGGUUCUUCUAG